Molecule: messenger RNA, 1625 nt
Organism: Marmota monax (woodchuck)
Lineage: Eukaryota; Metazoa; Chordata; Mammalia; Rodentia; Sciuridae
Gene: Coq10a
Product: coenzyme Q10A
Exons: 5
Coding region: 220-963 (247 amino acids)
Biological process (GO): cellular respiration; ubiquinone biosynthetic process
Cellular component (GO): mitochondrion
Molecular function (GO): ubiquinone binding
Source: RefSeq, a predicted model, not a curated record
GCCCUGGCAACGGCGUGACGUGAGGGUACCGGGAGCUGCGGUCACGGCUUCAGUUCUAGCCUACCCGGUGGCCCGUGCGGAAGCACGGCGAGAGGAGCCGAAGCCCCGCGCCACCCCGGCGCUCCGGGGCGCUGAGCUAGCGGGGUUGCCCUUUCUGCCGCUCCUGCUCUGGAGUGAGGAGGUGCAGCGGGCGUCAGAGCGCCAGGAAGGGUCGCGCGCAUGGCCUCUGCGGGCGCGCGGCGGCUCCCAGCUGGGACGCGCACGAUGGCCCAGAGCUGCGGCGGCUUCUCGAUCCGCCAGGGCGCGCGCCCGGCCCCGCCCCCAGGCACUCCGCGACCGCUGCGACCAAUGAGGUUUCUGAUCCCCUACAGCCUCCUCUUGCCCCGAGGUGCCCAGGUUUCUGCAGCUGAGACUGGCUUAACUCCCAGUCGUUCCUUCAUGGGCUUUGCUGCCCCUUUCACCAACAAGCGAAAGGCUUACUCAGAGCGUAGGAUCAUGGGGUACUCAAUGCAGGAAAUGUUUGAAGUGGUGUCCAACGUCCAGGAGUAUCGCGAGUUUGUGCCUUGGUGUAAGAAGUCUCUGGUGGUAUCCAGCCGUAAGGGUCACCUUAAGGCCCAGUUGGAGGUUGGCUUUCCACCUAUAGUGGAACGUUAUACCUCUGCAGUUUCCAUGGUCAAACCUCACAUGGUCAAGGCUGUUUGUACUGACGCCAAGCUCUUCAACCACUUAGAGACUAUUUGGCGAUUUAGCCCUGGUAUUCCUGCCUACCCCCGGACCUGCACUGUGGACUUUUCGAUUUCCUUUGAAUUUCGUUCUCUGCUGCACUCCCAGCUGGCCACCAUGUUUUUUGAUGAGGUUGUCAAACAGAAUGUUGCUGCCUUCGAGCGCCGGGCAGCCACCAAGUUUGGUCCAGAAACAGCCAUCCCCCGUGAAUUGAUGUUCCAUGAGGUGCACCAUACUUGACGCAAAAGAUUGUUCCCUAACGUCUCCUCUACUCCCCCUUCCCACCCAAUUCUUAUUUAUUUGGCUUGGCUCCUGCUCCAGUCUGAGGAUUGGACUGGACUAUUUAUGACAAUGUUCUUCUCAAUUCCCCAGAAGUUAGGCUCUACACUGACUGGAAAUGUUGGGGGAGGGAGGAGGCAGUGAGGAUGAAUAUGGAAAUGACACAUGCCUAGGAAAGGGUCAGGUUUAUUCUGAAAGCUCCAUGUGCCUGCAACCUUUUCACACUGAAUUAGGAUCAGGACUAUGUGGUUCUCUGAGCCCUGUCAGGAGACCAUAGUAUCUGACCAGGGAAAGAGAUCAACUUCUUGAAGGCUUGAAUACAUUAAACUUUUCCUCUGGCAUAGUGAUAUUGGGUGGUAUAUAAUUUUUGCCUGGCUUGAGAUUUCUCAGGAAAAAAGGCAAUCUGCCCCCAGCUUGAAAUCCAUAUUGCCUCAGUUUUAAGAAUAUUUCCAUGCUGCCUGGCUAACAGAGUGAGGAGCUGUCUCACCAUCACAGCAAUAGGGCCAAGGAGGAAAAAAAAAAGCAAUGAACAAAACUAUCCUUGUACUCUUUGGUUGUACCAUAUUCCUCCACUUGGCCUGAGUUUUUAUAAAAAUUUCAAUAAAUUUUGAGUGUGAAUUUGC